Messenger RNA from Schistosoma mattheei, 834 nucleotides. Lineage: Eukaryota; Metazoa; Platyhelminthes; Trematoda; Strigeidida; Schistosomatidae. The record is from the annotation of a GenBank genome assembly.
AUGGCUUUACCUGAGAUUGUAUAUAUUGAUGCUUCGGAAAGUGGUUGUGACUUGAGAACAUUGCUUGAUAACUUGCUUAAAAUAUGUGAUUCGAAGUAUGAGCUCAAAAUCGAUUGCAAAUACUACUCAGCUGAUAUAAUUAUUCGAUCCGUAGACAAAUUAUGCGCUCUUAGCAAGUCACCGGAUUUUCUCAAUGUUCAUGGGGUUAUCAUUUGUUUUUCUGGGGAUAAGGUGUCUAGUUGGAAUUAUGCUCUUAAACUGAUGGGGUUGGCUAUUAGUCAUGACGUAUCCAUACGGAUGCUAGUGUGUCAUACUGUUAAUCCGUCUAUUUUGUUUCCUUCUGAGCCAGAUGCUUUUUCGGUUAUGACACGCAUUAUUCUGGAUCAUGAGUUUGAGCUAGUUGAAAUUUCGCCAAAUGAAGAUACUAUUGAAGAAGGCGAAGAAUUUGGAGUAAAACGAAUAAUAUCUAUAUUGGAAACACAUAUUUGGCCAAAUAUGAAGCCUAAAGAUCAAAAUAAUCGAAACCAUUCAAAAUCAAUUACUAAUAAUAAAUCUUUAAAUAAUGAAAAUCAUUUAAAUUUAGUAAAUAAUUUAUCGAAUAAUAUAAAUAAGAUCCAUUUAAAUAAUAAUAAUGAAUAUAUCAAUUCAUCAUUAAAUAAUGAAAGUGAAUUUGAAGAAUUAUUCAAACAUUUACCAAUAAUACGUAAUGAGAUAGCUUCAUUAAAUUCUACAGAUAGAUAUAAUAUGGCUGAAAAAAUAACAUGUAAAAUUUGGAGAGCUAUUGGUGGUUCUGAGGAAGAGAUUGCUGGUUUACAACAUUCAGAUUCUGACUAA